Molecule: messenger RNA, 2253 nt
Organism: Gaeumannomyces tritici R3-111a-1
Lineage: Eukaryota; Fungi; Ascomycota; Sordariomycetes; Magnaporthales; Magnaporthaceae
Product: heat shock protein SSB1
Exons: 6
Coding region: 143-1987 (614 amino acids)
Biological process (GO): cellular response to unfolded protein; vesicle-mediated transport; protein refolding
Cellular component (GO): plasma membrane; cytoplasm; cytosol
Molecular function (GO): ATP hydrolysis activity; ATP binding; heat shock protein binding
Source: RefSeq, a predicted model, not a curated record
GGAUUUUUCUGUGAUAAAUUCUGCCGCCCACCCCACGACCGCAUCUGCUUUUCCUCCCACCUCGCAGAGCGACCACAUCCCGCUGUUCCAGCCCAAAACCUGAUCCUUUCCCAGGCAGAUCCGUCAGGAAACCAUCGUCAAGAUGUCGACAGAAGUUUACGACGGUGCCAUUGGCAUCGAUCUGGGCACCACCUACUCUUGCGUUGCCACCUAUGAGGGCAGCAAUGUCGAGAUCAUUGCCAACGAGCAGGGUAGUUUCACCACUCCCUCGUUCGUCUCGUUCACCGACAGCGAGCGCCUUAUCGGCGAGGCUGCCAAGAACCAGGCUGCCAUGAACCCGGCAAACACUGUCUUCGAUGUCAAGCGUCUGAUUGGCCGCCGCUUCGAUGACCCGACCGUCAAGAAGGAUAUGGAGUCGUGGCCCUUCAAGGUCAUCGACGAUGAUGGCAACCCCAAGGUUGAGGUCGAGUACCUGGGCUCCACGCACAAGUUCUCGCCCCAGGAGAUCUCCGCCAUGGUCCUGACCAAGAUGAAGGAGAUUGCCGAGGCCAAGCUUGGCAAGAAGGUUGAGAAGGCCGUCAUCACCGUGCCGGCUUACUUCAAUGACAACCAGCGUCAGUCCACCAAGGACGCUGGUGCCAUUUCCGGCCUUAACGUCCUCCGUAUCAUCAACGAGCCCACCGCUGCUGCCAUCGCUUACGGCCUGGGUGCCGGCAAGUCUGACAAGGAGCGAAACGUUCUGAUCUACGACCUUGGUGGUGGUACCUUCGAUGUUUCGCUCCUGAACAUCCAGGGUGGUGUUUUCACCGUCAAGGCCACCGCUGGUGACACCCAUCUGGGUGGCCAGGAUUUCGACACCAACCUCCUCGACCACUGCAAGAAGGACUUCCAGCGCAAGACCAAAAAGGACCUGUCGGGCGAUGCCCGUGCCCUCCGUAGGCUCAGAACCGCUUGCGAGCGUGCCAAGAGGACUCUGUCCAACGGUGCCCAGACCACCAUCGAGAUCGACUCCCUCUUCGACGGCGAGGACUUCAACCUGCAAAUCACCCGUGCUAGGUUUGAGGAGCUGAACGCCGUCGCCUUCAAGGGCACCCUCGACCCCGUCGCCCAGGUUCUCAAGGACGCCGCCAUCGAGAAGUCGGGUGUUGACGAGAUCGUUCUGGUUGGCGGCUCUACCCGUAUCCCCCGUAUCCAGAAGCUGCUGUCCGAGUUCUUCGACGGCAAGAAGCUGGAGAAGAGCAUCAACCCCGAUGAGGCCGUGGCCUACGGCGCGGCUGUCCAGGCUGGUGUCCUUUCGGGCAAGGCCACGUCUGCCGACACCAGCGACCUGCUGCUGCUCGAUGUCGCCCCUCUGUCUCUGGGUGUUGCCAUGGAGGGUAACAUCUUCGCUCCCGUUGUUCCCCGUGGUACCCCUGUCCCGACCCUGAAGAAGAGGACCUUCACCACCGUCAGCGACAACCAACAAACCGUCCAGUUCCCCGUGUUCCAGGGUGAGCGUGUCAACUGCGACGACAACACGUCGCUGGGAGAGUUCACUCUUGCUCCUAUCCCUCCCAUGAGGGCAGGAGAGCCUGUUCUUGAGGUCGUCUUCGAGGUCGAUGCCAACGGUAUCCUGAAGGUCACUGCUAGCGAGAAGUCCUCCGGCCGCAGCGCCAACAUCACCAUCUCCAACUCGGUCGGCAAGCUUAGCACCGCCGAGAUCGAGACCAUGGUUGCCGAGGCGGAGAAGUUCAAGAACAACGACGCCGAGUUCAGCAAGAAGUUCGAGGCCAAGCAGCAGCUCGAGUCCUACAUCUCGCGUGUCGAGGACAUCAUCUCGGACCCCACUCUGUCGCUGAAGCUCAAGCGCGGCCAGAAGGAGAAGAUCGAGAACAGCCUCAGCGAGGCGAUGGCACAGCUGGAGCUUGCCGACUCGUCUGCCGACGACCUCAAGAAGAAGGAGCUUGCCCUGAAGCGCACUGUCACCAAGGCUAUGUCGUCGCGUUAAGUGGGGUGGUCUUUGUCACAGCAUCUUUCUUGUCUUUCAUCUCUUUGCGGGUUUUUCGGGCCACAGGCACUACGUGGAAGGGGUCUUUCGCAAAAUUAGGGUUUCUUGGGUGCUGCACUCCGGGUAUUAUCUUGGAACACCGCAUAAAAAGCAGAGGUGCGGGCGUCCAAGAUAGAACAAAUGAUUUUGAGCAAAUGACUUUCAAUGAUCAAACGCGUUUUAUCAUGCUCUGGCGCAGUUGGCUUCUCGGCUAAAAUCGUAGCUUG